AUGGUGCAGAAUUCGUGGACGGUUCCUAUUCACUCUUUGUGUCCCAUCGUUUGUAUUAUGAAAAAGCUUAAACGUCUUCGUGCUGAUAUUCGGGUUUGGAAUAAGGAUGUUUUUGGUAAUGUUGAUCGAGCUUUGGAGAAUUGGCAGAAGCACCUGUUAGACGUGCAGAAUAGAAUCUCGGAGCUGGGAUACACUGAUGAGUUAUUUGAGGAAGAAGUUCAGAUUCAAGCUGAAAUUAACGUGGCUCUUUCUAGGAAAAGCAAACUUCUUCAGCAAAAAAGUAGAGCUUCUUGGCUCGUGGAUGGGGAUAGAAACACGGCGUUCUUUCAUAGAAUUGCUAAGUUUCGAAAACGCAAUGCCUCGAUCACUAGAUUGAAUAUUAACGGGGUUGAUGAAUAUAACCAGAAUGUUAUUGAACAGCAUAUAAUUCAUCAUUUUUCAACCCUCUUUUCUGAUGAUGGCAGCGUGACUGCUGAACAGAUCGAGAUUGAUGCAUUAAUCCAACCGAAAGUUUCCGAGACUCAAAAUAGGCUGCUCACUAUGAUUCCGGAUGAGGGGGAAAUUGCUGCGGCAGUUUUUGACAUGGAUGCCAAUAGCGCCCCGGGGCCUGACGGAUUUUCUGGCAUGUUCUUCGAAAAAUGCUGGCAGAUUAUUAAAGUGGAUGUUAUUCAAGCUGUUCAACGUUUCUUCAGUCACUCUUAUCUGCCUAGUGGUUGCAAUGCAAGCACUAUGAUUCUUAUUCCUAAAAAGGAGCAAGUCUCCGUGGUGGGGGACCUUAGGCCUAUUGUUCUUUCGAACUUUUUCUUUAAAAUCGUCUCAAAGAUUUUGGCCUCCCGUCUUAGUUCGGUCGCGGCUUCACAUGUCUCGCCUAAUCAAUUUGGUUUUAUAAAAGGCAGAAAUAUCCAUGAUUGUAUUAUGCUCAGUUCUGAGGGUUUUAAUUGUAUGGAGCGUACGAACAAUGGCAUCAACAUGGCUUGUAAAGUCGACAUCAGGAAAGCCUUCGAUACCAUUCGCUGGAAGUUCAUCUUUCAAGUGCUUAGAGCUAAUGGUUAUCAUGAGAACUUUAUUAAAUGGAUGGAAGUUAUUUUCAGAUCUGCGAGGCUCUCUAUCCUGUACAACGGCAAACUCACGGGAUAUUUUCCUUGCUCUCGGGGAGUUAGGCAAGGGGAUCCUUUAUCCCCUAUUGUUUUUGGGAUUGCUGAAGAUGUUCUGAGUUUCUUAAUCAGCAGCUGUGUGGAUUCGGGUCAUUUGAAGCCUAUGAGUUUUAGUCGGUCGACUCUCUUUCCGACUCACCUCUUUUAUGCCGAUGAUGUCAUCCUUUUCUGUCGCGCAACUAUUCGUAAUGCGAGGAAGAUUCAGGAAAUUUUUGAUUACUAUAGAGGACUCUCGGGACAAAGCUGCAAUCAAGAAAAAUCUAAUAUUUUCUUCUCCCGCCGUGUCCCCACUGAUAGGCGUCGUCAGAUCCAUCGCGUUCUUGGGUUUUCUGUUGGCAACCUGCCGAUGAAUUACUUGGGAGUUCCUAUAUUUGUUGGUCGGCCUCGGGCUGCUUAUUUUAUGAACAUCUUUGAUCGAAUUGUUCAGAAGUUUGCUCGCUGGAAAGGAAUCCAGCUGUCCAUUGCUGGUCGUCUUUGCCUUGUUAAAUCUGUGAUUCAAAGCUCUAUUGUUCACUCUAUGAUGAUUUAUAAGUGGCCCAAAUCUCUUCUACACUCUUUGGACAGGAAAUGUAGGAAUUUCGUGUGGACCGGCUGCACUGAGCAACGCCCGAGCUGCCCAGUCAGUUGGGGAAGAACGUGUUCUCCUUGGGAAGAGGGAGAUGAUCAAGGGGGUGGAUUGGGCUCAUCAAGUCAUGCGAACCCGUUAUCUCACGACUUUCGGGCACGCGAAACUAACAUUGCUAAUUCCUCCGUUUGGCUUGGUAUAAAGGACGAAGUUAACCAGCUGGUGGAUGAUUCUUAUUCUUGUGCUAAUAGUGGUGAUUGCACUUAUUUCUGGAAAGAUGACUGGCUUGGCUAUACGCUGAUUGACAAAUUGCAUAUCCCACAUUACAUGCAUGAUUUUCUGAAUUUCUCGGUCAAAGAUUAUUUCUUUGACGGUGUCUGGCACUUCUCUGCUGCUUUUGUGAAUCGUUUCCCUGAGGUUGUUGUCGAUAUUUUACGACUUCCUAUGAAUGGAGAUGCGGAUGUCAGGUUUUGGAAGAAGUCAAUUUCUGGUGAGGUUUCGGCUAAUUUGGCGUUUUCUAGUCGCUGCCACCGUUUCCCUGAGGUUAACUGGGGAAAAUGGAUUUGGGAGCCUUACAUUCCGAUGCGACGUUCUAUCCUUUGUUGGAGGGUGAUUCACGGCAGGCUUCCCACGAUGGACAUUCUCAUCAGACAAGGGUUAAUAACGCCUAAUAUUUGCCAUCUUUGCUUGAGCAGCGCGGAGUCUAUCUCGCAUACUUUUUGGAGCUGUCCAAAGGUGAACUUGAUUUGGAGGGAAUUCCUUCUCUGGUUUGAUAAAGAGGAUCUUAUUGACUGCUUGGACAUUCAUUCCUUUCUGGUUUUGGCGUGGUCGACUAAUUUCAGUUCUCAACUUCGGACUUUUUGGAAAGCUGGAAUUAUUUCUUUGAUUUGGAAAAUUUGGGACGUUCGAAACUCCAAGAUUUUCGAGAAUAUCAACUUUGAUUCUCAAAGAGUGUUGGUUUUUGUUAAAUCGUUCUUCAAAGAGAUUGAGACCAACUUCCACAACAUUGACUCCACCGACAGUUCCUGGUCUGAUUACCUCAUUACUAGGAAGCUUGGGAUUAUGCAGAGAGCUAAGCCACCGCCUCGCAUGAUUGAGGUUCAUUGGUGGCCUCCGACUAAUAAUUGGAUGAAAGUUAACACGGACGGCUCCGCUCUGGGUGCGCCGGGUUUGAUUGCUACUGGAGGUGUUUUUUAUUGGGCGGUUGUUCGAGGAUGUUUUCAUAUUAAAGGUGGUGUGGGAUUCGCCUUUGAAGCAGAACUUCUGGCUGUCAUUACAGCAAUCAAUCUGGCCCAUGAACGGAAUUGGUUGAAUUUAUGGAUCGAGGCUGACUCUAUGUAUGUUGUGAGGCUCCUGGAAACUCGCUCUUCUGACGUUCCUUGGCGUUUUAUGAAUUUUUGGAAGAACACGUUGAAGCUUUUGCAAGACUUCCAGCUAAUUAUUACUCAUAUUUACCGGGAGGGAAAUCAACCUGCUGACAUCAUGGCUCGCAAUGAUCGUACGGAAGGAUGGUGGCCGUUUGCUAUAGACGAUAUUAAUUUGGCGGUGGCCAAAGACAUGUCAACUCACAGUCAUCUCGAUCUGGUGCGUUACUCGGAGCUGCCUCUCAGGGCUGGGAAUGCAGCGUUGCACAGACUGAGUCUCGACAGCCAGAGUCGCGGUUCGGAGCUUCUUUUCCUAGGAUGCGAGAGACUUGGAAUUGCGGCGAGAAUAUGGAAUUUUACUGGACGUGGAUCCUCUCUGGUGCUAGUUCGAUUUGGCAGAGAUCCAGCCUUGACUGGGUUCGUUGGUUUGGCAGGAUGA
This is a messenger RNA of Salvia miltiorrhiza (redroot sage), 3522 nucleotides long. RefSeq lists its product as uncharacterized. Gene Ontology annotation, molecular function: nucleic acid binding; RNA-DNA hybrid ribonuclease activity. The transcript is spliced from 3 exons. Lineage: Eukaryota; Viridiplantae; Streptophyta; Magnoliopsida; Lamiales; Lamiaceae. The record is from RefSeq and is a predicted model, not a curated record. Bases 1 to 3522 code for a protein of 1173 amino acids.